Molecule: messenger RNA, 1150 nt
Organism: Elephantulus edwardii (Cape elephant shrew)
Lineage: Eukaryota; Metazoa; Chordata; Mammalia; Macroscelidea; Macroscelididae
Product: neuropeptide S receptor-like
Exons: 9
Coding region: 32-1147 (371 amino acids)
Biological process (GO): neuropeptide signaling pathway; positive regulation of release of sequestered calcium ion into cytosol
Cellular component (GO): membrane; cytoplasm
Molecular function (GO): neuropeptide receptor activity; vasopressin receptor activity
Source: RefSeq, a predicted model, not a curated record
CAGGGACAGCAAGGCUCAAGCUGCCUGAAUCAUGCCAGACAACCUCACCAAGGGCAGCUCUGAUUCCAGUGGGACCACACAAAUGCUCGAUUCUUCCCUGGUCACCUGCACAGAAACAGUGACUUUCACUGAAGUGGUGGAGGGAGAGGAAUGGGGCUCUUUCUACUACUCCCUUAAGACUGAGCAGUUGAUAACGCUGUGGAUCCUCUUCGUCUUCACCAUUGUUGGAAAUGCCAUUGUGCUGUUCUCCACAUGGAGACGGAAGAGAAAGUCAAGAAUGACCUUCUUUGUGACUCAGCUGGCCAUCACAGACUCUUUCACAGGGCUGGUUAACAUUUUGACAGACAUCAUUUGGCGAUUCACUGGAGACUUCAUGGCACCUGACCUGGUUUGCCGAGUGGUCCGCUAUCUGCAGGUUGUGCUGCUCUAUGCGUCCACUUACGUGCUGGUGUCACUCAGUAUAGACAGGUACCAUGCCAUCGUCUACCCCAUGAAAUUCCUACAAGGAGAAAAGCAAGCCAAGGUCCUCAUAAUGAUUGCCUGGACCCUGUCCUUCCUGUUCUCCAUUCCUACACUGAUCAUAUUUGGAAAACGGAAACUCUCCAAUGGAGAAGAGCAAUGCUGGGCCCUAUGGCCAGAUGACUCCUACUGGACACCGUACAUGACUAUUGUGGCCUUCCUGGUGUACUUCAUCCCUCUGACCAUCAUCAGCGUCAUCUAUGGCAUUGUGAUCCGGACUAUUUGGAUUAAGAGCAAAGCCCAUGAGACAGUGAUUUCCAACUGCUCAAAUGGAAAACUGUGUACCAGCUACAACAGAGGGCUCAUCUCCAAGGCAAAAAUCAAGGCCAUUAAGUAUAGCAUUGUCAUCAUUCUUGCCUUCAUCUGCUGUUGGAGCCCAUACUUCCUCUUUGAUAUUUUGGACAAUUUCAGUGUCCUUCCAAACACCAAGGAGCGUUUCUAUGCCUCUGUAAUCAUCCAGAAUCUGCCAGCCUUGAACAGUGCCAUCAACCCCCUCAUCUACUGUGUCUUCAGCAACUCUAUCUACUUCCCCUGUAGGGAGCAAAGAUCACGGGAUUCCAGAAUGACCUACCGGGAGAGAACUGAAAAAUAUGAGAUGCAGGUUCUAUCCAAGCCCGAAUUCAUCUAGACC